AUGGUGCAGCGUCUUGUUUACCGGUCGCGACACAGCUACGCCACCAAAUCCAACCAGCACCGCAUCGUCAAGACUCCAGGAGGUAAAUUGGUGUAUCAAACCACAAAGAAGAGAGCCAGUGGCCCCAAAUGCCCUGUUACUGGAAAAAGGAUUCAGGGAAUCCCUCACUUGAGGCCUGCUGAAUACAAGAGGUCAAGAUUAUCAAGAAACAGGAGGACCGUUAACCGUGCAUACGGUGGAGUCUUGUCUGGUUCUGCAGUCAGGGAGAGGAUCAUCCGAGCAUUCCUUGUGGAAGAGCAAAAGAUUGUUAAGAAAGUGUUGAAACUCCAAAAGUCUAAGGAGAAAGCAGCUCCCAAGGCUUAA
Arabis nemorensis is the source of this 363-nucleotide messenger RNA. The record is from the annotation of a GenBank genome assembly. NCBI's taxonomy places the organism in Eukaryota, Viridiplantae, Streptophyta, Magnoliopsida, Brassicales, Brassicaceae.